Cercocebus atys (sooty mangabey) is the source of this 2275-nucleotide messenger RNA. It is a transcript of the gene PHF1, whose product is annotated as PHD finger protein 1. Gene Ontology annotation, cellular component: nucleus. Gene Ontology annotation, biological process: regulation of DNA-templated transcription; chromatin organization. The transcript has 15 exons. The coding region runs from base 232 to 1935 and encodes 567 amino acids. Gene Ontology annotation, molecular function: DNA binding; chromatin binding. NCBI's taxonomy places the organism in Eukaryota, Metazoa, Chordata, Mammalia, Primates, Cercopithecidae. The record is from RefSeq and is a predicted model, not a curated record.
UCCCCCCCGCCGCCUCCUCCUCCUGCCGCUGCCGCUGCUUUGGCUGCUGCGUCAUACGCCCCAGAGCCGCCGGGACGGAGGGGCUGGGCCUGGGGACCCCCCGGCCUCCGCCUGCACACCCCCCCACGCCCGGACGUGCCCUCUCCGCGCGGGGGACUCGCCUAGGUCUCCUACGUCUGCCCCUGCCCGGCUCCUGGCGGCCCCAGCUGUCACCGGCCCCCCCAGGAUGCAAUGGCGCAGCCCCCCCGGCUGAGCCGCUCUGGUACCUCCUCACUUUGGGACCCAGCUUCUCCUGCUCCCACCUCUGGCCCCAGGCCUCGACUUUGGGAGGGUCAAGAUGUGCUGGCCAGAUGGACUGAUGGGCUGCUAUACUUGGGUACCAUCAAAAAGGUGGAUAGUGCUAGAGAGGUGUGUCUGGUCCAGUUUGAGGAUGAUUCGCAGUUUCUGGUUCUAUGGAAAGACAUUAGCCCUGCUGCCCUCCCUGGGGAGGAACUCCUCUGUUGUGUCUGUCGCUCUGAGACUGUGGUCCCUGGGAACCGGCUGGUCAGCUGUGAGAAGUGUCGCCAUGCUUAUCACCAGGACUGCCAUGUUCCCAGGGCCCCAGCCCCUGGAGAGGGAGAGGGCACAUCCUGGGUAUGCCGCCAGUGUGUCUUUGCGAUCGCCACCAAGAGGGGAGGUGCCCUGAAGAAGGGCCCCUAUGCCCGGGCCAUGCUGGGUAUGAAGCUCUCUCUGCCAUAUGGACUGAAGGGGCUGGACUGGGAUGCUGGACAUCUGAGCAACCGACAGCAGAGUUACUGUUACUGUGGUGGCCCUGGGGAGUGGAACCUGAAAAUGCUGCAGUGCCGGAGCUGCCUGCAGUGGUUCCAUGAGGCCUGCACCCAGUGUCUGAGCAAGCCCCUCCUCUAUGGGGACAGGUUCUAUGAAUUUGAAUGCUGUGUGUGUCGUGGAGGCCCUGAGAAAGUCCGGAGACUACAGCUUCGCUGGGUGGAUGUGGCCCAUCUUGUCCUGUAUCACCUCAGCGUUUGCUGUAAGAAGAAAUACUUUGAUUUUGAUCGUGAGAUCCUCCCCUUCACUUCUGAGAAUUGGGACAGUUUGCUUCUGGGGGAGCUUUCAGACACCCCCAAAGGAGAACGUUCUUCCAAGCUCCUCUCUGCUCUCAACAGCCACAAGGACCGUUUCAUUUCAGGGAGAGAGAUUAAGAAGAGGAAAUGUUUGUUUGGUCUCCAUGCUCGGAUGCCUCCCCCUGUGGAGCCCCCUACUGGAGAUGGAGCACUCACCAGCUUCCCUUCAGGGCAGGGCCCUGGGGGAGGGGUCUCACGUCCCCUGGGGAAGCGCCGGAGGCCGGAGCCAGAGCCCCUGAGGAGGAGGCAGAAGGGGAAAGUGGAGGAGCUGGGGCCACCCUCAGCAGUGCGCAAUCAGCCCGAGCCCCGGGAGCAGAGGGAGCGGGCUCAUCUGCAGAGGGCACUGCAGGCCUCAGUGUCUCCACCAUCCCCCAGCCCUAACCAGACUUACCAGGGCAGCAGCGGCUACAACUUCCGGCCCACAGAUGCCCGCUGCCUGCCCAGCAGCCCCAUCCGGAUGUUUGCUUCCUUCCACCCUUCUGCCAGCACCGCAGGGACCUCUGGGGACGGUGAACCCCCAGACAGGUCACCCCUGGAACUUCACAUUGGUUUCCCCACAGACAUCCCUAAAAAUGCCCCCCACUCGAUGACUGCCUCAUCUUCCUCAGUCUCAUCCCCAUCCCCAGGUCUUCCUAGACGCUCAGCACCCCCUUCUCCCCUGUGCCGUAGUUUGUCUCCUGGGACUGGGGGAGGAGUCCGAGGUGGGGUUGGCUACCUGUCCCGAGGGGACCCUGUCCGGGUCCUUGCUCGGAGAGUACGGCCUGAUGGCUCUGUGCAGUACCUGGUUGAGUGGGGAGGAGGGGGCAUCUUCUGAACAGCUUGCCUCUGCCCACCUCCCCAUUCACACACACCGGCACUUUCAUACCCUGACCUCUGACCUCACCUACAGCUGGGAUGUACCUGGAGAGAUAGGGGAUAGUUCUCCCUACUGCCCAGGCUGGAAUCCAAGAGUAGGGGGUGGGGAAGAGGCUCUCUUCUCUACCUUCCUUCAUGAUUCCUGACCCCUCCAUCCUUCCCAUUUCCUUUGAUGUUAUUUUGUUACAGCUUUUUAAAUAUUUUUUAAAAUUAUUUAACCCCUGGGGGCAGAGACUGAGGAGGGAGGAUGAUAAGGGAUCCCGGACUCUGUAUGAUUGAAAUAAAGAGAAAUAAAUCUA